CCGGGCUGCUUGCUUUGCUUCGAGCCUUCAGCUCGCCGAGCGCACGGACUUCCGCUCUCUGAGCUUCAGCCCGUAUAUCGGCCGCAGGUCGUGCUGCUUCGGGCCGGACCGAGCCCGCACAACGACCCCUCCAAACCUCUACUCAGUCCUCCAUCGAUCUCAUCACCCCGACCCCCUUUUCUCCGGUCCCUCUGGCCGGCGAUUCCCUCCUUUCCGCUCUCCCUUCCCUUCUCACCCGGAGGUCAGGAACUCCGAUCUCGGCCGCCGGCCUUUGACUUCCAGCGAAUUUGUAUCUCCGGAAAUAUUGUAUUGUUUUCAUGGAAGUCGUUAUUGGAUUUUGAAAGUUAUUGCUAAAUACAAAGUAUCUUAAGGCAUCAAAGACAACGAAGAAAUGUUCUCGUUGUUCUAUGGACUCUGGAAAUAUCUCUUCAGCAAGACAGAGUAUCGUAUUCUUAUUCUUGGAAUUGACAAAGCUGGAAAAACUACUUUGCUAGAGAAGUUAAAGUCAUUGUAUUCAAACUCGGAAGGGCUCCCACCUGACCGGAUCGUUCCAACAGUUGGACUGAACAUUGGUCGUAUUGAAGCUUCAAAUGCAAAACUUGUCUUUUGGGACUUAGGAGGUCAGAUUGGUCUGCGAACAAUUUGGGAAAAAUAUUAUGAGGAGGCACAUGCUAUAAUCUAUGUCAUUGAUACUGCUUGUCCGUCGUUAUUUGAAGAUUCUAAAUCUGCAUUAGAAAAGGUACUUCGACAUGGGGAUUUACAAGGGGCACCACUUCUAAUACUAGCCAACAAGCAGGAUCUUCCUGGAGCUGUGUCUGCUGAAGAACUGGCCAGAUAUUUGGAUCUCAAAGAGUUGGAUGGAAGGCUAUGCAUGUUUGAAGCUGUAUCUGCAUAUGAUGGGAUGGGUAUUAAACUUGCCAUUGACUGGUUAGUGGAGGUCAUGGAAAGAAGUAAGCGCACUGAGUUGUUAAGAGUACGUGCAGGUGCAGCUGGGCAUCUUUAGCAACUCCCUUCCAAUCAACAAAGAAAAUGUCUGGCAACAUCCUUGCCCCAAUUUAUGUUAGAAAUCAUCCAAAGUGAAGCAUUUUCUGCAGAGAUAGUGCGUACUGAUCCAGAGAUGUAAUAUAUGCAAGCAGGCUACAUUCAGUUGGGUUCAUUUUAAAGUCCUGGUCGAUUACAUUAUAUUGUUCCUAUACAGUUUCCAAGUUACCUUGUGUAGCUUGAUGUUCUAGAUGGAGAGAUUAUUCUUGAACCAUUUUGCCAUGUGGCAUGUAUUUUGUUCGGCCUUGUUAAAUCUGACAGCAUAUUGGAUAGCAUCAAUACACAAUAAAGCCAGCCAAUACGAACGCAAAGAUAAGAUUUUUGAAGGAUGUGAAGUAUUCAGUUUUAAUGCAAGCUCUAUAUUCUGUAAA
This is a messenger RNA of Phoenix dactylifera (date palm), 1412 nucleotides long. RefSeq lists its product as uncharacterized. The record is from RefSeq and is a predicted model, not a curated record. Gene Ontology annotation, molecular function: GTPase activity; GTP binding. Gene Ontology annotation, cellular component: Golgi apparatus. Gene Ontology annotation, biological process: Golgi to plasma membrane protein transport; protein localization to Golgi apparatus; intracellular protein transport. Lineage: Eukaryota; Viridiplantae; Streptophyta; Magnoliopsida; Arecales; Arecaceae.